This is a messenger RNA of Malaya genurostris, 2307 nucleotides long. RefSeq lists its product as uncharacterized. Bases 1 to 2307 code for a protein of 768 amino acids. NCBI's taxonomy places the organism in Eukaryota, Metazoa, Arthropoda, Insecta, Diptera, Culicidae. The transcript has a single exon. The record is from RefSeq and is a predicted model, not a curated record.
AUGUUACCGGAUUUGAUCAAAACUUGCAUUGCACUAUCGGUAAUAGUGUCGAUUGUGGUGCCCUUGGACGCAGCGGAUGCCAUUUGUGAACGUAUCGACUUCAACGACUUCAGCUCCUUCAAGAUUCGACAGUGCUCUGACGGCAACAAGGAAAUAUUGCGUCUUUCGGCUUAUGCAGCAUCGCCCGUUUUCACGCCAUUUCGACCAAACAUUGUGUAUUAUCUGACUAAUCCACUUCCAGGAAUCAAUUGCUGCGAAUCAAUCGAGAGCUUCUUUGUUAAUUCGUUCACGGAGAUUCGAAUGAUUUAUCAGCUGUUGUUUCGGUCGACUUCAGUACUGACGAUAAGAUUAUUGAAUUUAGAUCUACUAGACAGUCGCGGAAAACCCAUAGUGGAACAGAUUUGGUCUACCCAACAGCAAACUCAAACCUGGAGUCUUUUUUCCGGGUUGGUGGAGAAAGAGAUUAAGCGAGCCAGAUUGCAGAUCGAAGUUGACAUGAGCGCGGAUGGUCAAAUAGCCAUUGAAUAUAUUACGGUGUUUAAUUCGCUCGUUUUGGAACAGUUUUGCAAAGAGUUGGACGAAUUUUAUGUUCCACCGCCCGCCAUUUCAACUACGAGUACAACGCCCAGGCCACCCGUGACGACAGUUGCUUCAACUACUCUCAGCUCAACACGUCGAACCAGGUCUACGUCAACUACGAUAGUGACGCCAGUACCAACAACGACAACAACUCUCGCAACUACAACUACGGUUCCUAUAACAACGACUUCCAGCACAACAACAACUACUACUACUACUACUACAGUUCCAUCUACUUCGACAACUCGAACAACGUCAACAACGACAAUAGCUCCAACUACUACGAUAGAACCAACAACUUCAACGACUACCUCUCGUUCCACAACAGAAAUCCAAACAGAGUCCACGUCCACAACAACUAGCUCAACAACUACUACUCCUCCUACAAGCACGUCCACAACACCUAGCUCAACGGCUACUACUACUACUACUCUAGCCACUUCCACAACAACUACUCCUAGAACCACUUCCACAACAGAAACUACAUCAACAACUACAACUUCCGCAUCAACUAGUACAAAAACUACAACUCCCGCAAGCACGAAUCCUACAACAGAAACUACUUUAUCUUUAGCUACGACUUCUAGACCCAUUACUACAAGAUCUACAAGUACUACCGAGCUCAUAUCUACACCGCUACCAACAAUAAGAACAUUGAGCACACCAACUUCAACUGCAAAUAGUUCAAUUGAACUUUCAACGAGUACGAAUGUUGUUAGCACAACAGAAACACAUCCAACCGUAACAACAAUAGCUACUCCUGAACCGACGACAAGAUCAUCAGAUUCAACACCACAACAAACUAGAAGCGAAAUACCAUUAGUAACAGAACCCGAAAUUACUACUGAGUUAGUAUCUUCAUCUCAGCAUUCGCCAUCCGCCAGUUCUACAAUACCUACCGCAAAGGAAACAACCUCCUCUACUACUCGUCGUACGAGAAGUACAACGCGAAGAACAACACGACCCAGAACGACGACUGAACCGGUAACCUCUACCACCGAUCUAACCACAGAACAAAUCACAACGAAUGUUUUCGUAACUACAACCCCUCAACUGAAUAGUACAAAUCUGCAGACAACAGAAGUGCAAUCCGCUUCUACAACAACUGUAUUCUUCACGGACACAAGCUCGUUAUCGGAAGCUUCGACAAUCAGUUCGGAUACGAAAGCAACGGAAUUGACGACUCCUGCUUCUACGAUUGGAUUCAACUCCACAGAUUCUCUAAUAACACAGACGCCAUCAUCACACCAAUCCCAUUCACCAACAUUCCGUCCAACUAGUUUACCACUAAACCAGUCCCCGUUAGAUGAAUCAAGCGCCAUUUGGGUUGCAUUGACCGGGAUAUUUGUGACGCUUUUCGUUCUGGUUUCAGCGAUUGGUGUCUACAUGUACGUCAGCUGUCAACAGAUAAACAAUGUCGUCCGCCGAGAGCUGGAACUGACCGAGGUAGAACCAAGUCACACAAUGUCGGCACCUCGGACCGCCAUCAAUCAGUACGUGUCACCGACGGUACUGCAGAACUUCCACCGUCAGCGACAGAAGCAGAUGAAGAAACGUACCCGGAAACAACGGGAAAGCGUACAUUCGACUACCAGUGACAAUAGUAGUGCCUUUGUCAACGCAAGGAGAUACACCAAAGAUCCCAUUCUUCCGGUGUCCAAUCGGCCUUUCUCACUGGCAGCGGAAAUUAAGAAAACUAGACUCAAGAGUGGAUUCAAUAAAUUUUAG